Molecule: messenger RNA, 1586 nt
Organism: Asparagus officinalis (garden asparagus)
Lineage: Eukaryota; Viridiplantae; Streptophyta; Magnoliopsida; Asparagales; Asparagaceae
Product: probable prolyl 4-hydroxylase 3
Exons: 8
Coding region: 137-1009 (290 amino acids)
Biological process (GO): peptidyl-proline hydroxylation to 4-hydroxy-L-proline
Cellular component (GO): endoplasmic reticulum
Molecular function (GO): procollagen-proline 4-dioxygenase activity; L-ascorbic acid binding; iron ion binding
Source: RefSeq, a predicted model, not a curated record
AGAAAGAUUUCAACUUGAUUCUUCGCUCGUCUCUCUCAAAACUUCUUCUGGAAAGAAAAAGGAAAAAAAAAAAAAAAUACCGCGACCAAAAUAAAUCCGAGAUCUCAAAAACUCAAGCCUCCAUCUUCGUCCUGCAAUGGCGAGGAGCUCACGAAACCCUAGAUCCUUUCCAAGCCGCAGAUCGUCGCCCUACACUCUAAUCUUCGCCGGUCUCCUCACCCUCUCGAUGUUUCUCUUGAUUCUCCUCGCUCUCGGGAUCUUCUCGCUUCCGAUUAGCUCCGAUAACGCUCCGAAAGAUGAAGUUGAUCAUAGACGACAGCAUAGAUCGGUGGUUGAAACGGAUGGGAUGGGGGUGAGAGGGAAACAGUGGACGGAGAUCUUGUCGUGGCAGCCUAGGGCGUUUGUUUACCAUAAUUUCCUGUCCAAGGAGGAAUGUGAGUAUUUAAUCAAACUAGCUGAGCCUCAUAUGACAAAGUCAACUGUUGUGGAUAGCAGUACAGGAAAGAGUAAAGACAGCAGAGUGCGGACAAGCUCAGGCAUGUUUCUCCCAAGAGGUCGGGACAAAGUAAUUAAGGCAAUCGAGAAAAGGAUUGCUGAUUUUACCUUUAUACCUGUAGAGCAUGGAGAGGGGCUCCAGAUUCUACAUUAUGAAGUUGGACAGAAGUAUGAACCUCACUUUGAUUAUUUUCUUGAUGAAUUCAACACAAAAAAUGGGGGACAGCGAAUUGCUACAGUUCUGAUGUAUCUUUCUGAUGUGGAAGAGGGUGGUGAGACAAUCUUCCCCUCUGCAAAUGUGAACAGCAGUUCUCUGCCAUGGUACAAUGAGCUAUCAGAAUGCGGCAAGAGGGGUCUUUCUGUUAAACCAAAAAUGGGAGAUGCGUUGCUUUUCUGGAGUAUGAAGCCUGAUGCUACUCUAGAUCCGUUAAGUUUGCACGGUGGAUGCCCUGUGAUUAAGGGGAAUAAGUGGUCAUCUACAAAAUGGAUGCAUGUGAAUGAGUACAAAGUUUAACUUAUCAAACUAAGUUUGGUUUUUUCGCAGGUUAAAAAAUCAGUUUCAUGUAGCUAAUACCACUGGCGCUUCUUUGAGCAAACAAUCCCUCAACACCCUGACUGCAUAUUGAAUUAUUUACCUUCUGGAUGCUGUAAACUUUUGACGAUUGGAAUAAAAGGUGGUUAUUUUGUGAUUAGAAGCUAACUUUGUAUAGAAUCGGAAACUGGUUGUGGUAUUUGCUGCUGCGUACGUUUCUUCACGCACCAUAUUUGUGCUCAUUAAGGCUGGAGGAAAGAGGAAUAGGUCGUGCGUAGAGUUUUAGAUGUCUUGAAGCCAAAGAAAACAGUAUCAGUUGAUAUAGAGUUUUAGAGUAUGUUGUUAUUUCAGAAGAUUGAUUGUUAUUUAUUUGUUUUCCCCUCUUAUACGGAUGGAAAUACUAUAUUACGAUGUCAUUUUCUUUUAAUGGAUUCAGGUUACAAAGAUAUUCAUAAAGUUUUGUUUUAAUGAAAUGUAUCUCGGAUUGAAUUCAGUAAGUUGGGUGUAAAUGCGUCAACAAGACUAUAAUCUUGAAGAAAAGAGAAGAGUAUUAUGUUCA